This is a messenger RNA of Dioscorea cayenensis subsp. rotundata (Guinea yam), 1882 nucleotides long. RefSeq names its product probable protein phosphatase 2C 15. Gene Ontology annotation, molecular function: protein serine/threonine phosphatase activity. The coding region runs from base 218 to 1522 and encodes 434 amino acids. The transcript is spliced from 8 exons. The record is from RefSeq and is a predicted model, not a curated record. NCBI's taxonomy places the organism in Eukaryota, Viridiplantae, Streptophyta, Magnoliopsida, Dioscoreales, Dioscoreaceae. Gene Ontology annotation, biological process: protein dephosphorylation.
ACACCGCCUCCCCCUCCCCCUUCCCUUUCUUUAUUCUCAAUAUCUCGUCUAGUCGCGGCGCGUUUUCUUGGUCCCCGUCCUUCCCAUUGUUCCACUUCCUAAACCGCGUUUCGUUUUUCUCUUCUCCAGUCUCUCUCUCUCUCUCUCUCUCUCUCUCUCUCUCUCUCUGUGCUAGAUCUGGGGAAUGAGAGAGCGGAGGGCGUGAGCAAAGUGAGGGAUGGCCGGAGGUGAAGGAGAUCAUCGGCGGCGCCACCAUGAUGGGGGUCUUGUGCCGCUGGCGGCUUUGAUAAGCCGGGAGCUCAGAAGUGAGAAAAUUGAGCGGCCAUUGGUGCGGUAUGGCUGCGCCGCUCAGUCUAAGAAGGGUGAAGACUACUUUCUCAUGAGACCAGACUGCCAGAGGAUCCCUGGAAACCCUUCGUCAUCCACGUUCUCCGUUUUCGCUAUCUUUGAUGGGCAUAAUGGGAAUGCGGCUGCGAUUUUCUCAAGAGAUCAUUUGUUGAAUCAUGUGAUGGGGGCGAUGCCGCGCGGCCUUAGCCGGGAUGAGUGGCUUCAUGCUCUGCCUAGGGCUUUGGUUGCUGGGUUUGUGAAAACUGACAAGGAAUUCCAGAGCAAAGGGCAAACUUCGGGGACGACUGUGACUUUUGUGAUUGUUGACGGGUGGACAGUCACUGUGGCGUCUGUAGGAGAUUCUCGUUGCAUUUUAGAUUCUCAGGGGGGAGAGGUUUCGCUCUUGACUGUUGAUCAUAGGCUUGAAGAGAAUGCAGAGGAGAGAGAGCGUGUGACUGCAAGUGGAGGUGAAGUUGGGAGAUUGAGCAUUGUUGGCGGAGCUGAGAUUGGUCCUCUUCGUUGUUGGCCUGGGGGGCUGUGUUUAUCUAGGUCGAUUGGGGAUAUGGAUGUUGGAGAAUUUAUUGUUCCGGUGCCUUAUGUUAAGCAAGUCAAGCUUUCUAAUGCUGGAGGGAGGCUAAUAAUUGCUUCAGAUGGUAUAUGGGAUGCAAUACCCUCUGAAUUUGCUGCAAAGUCUUGUCGAGGGUUACCUGCUGAGCUAGCUGCCAAGCAGCUUGUGAAGGAAGCCUUAAAAUCAAGGGGCCUGAAAGAUGACACCACAUGCAUUGUUGUGGACGUAAUUCCACCUGAUCAGCCAGCACCACCUCCAUCCCCUCCCAAAAAGCAAAAUAAAUUCAAGUCUCUCAUCUUUAGAAAGAAAUCCCAGGAUUCUGCUAGUAAACUGGCAAAGAAGCUGUCUGCAGUUGGUAUUGUGGAAGAACUUUUUGAAGAAGGUUCAGCAAUGUUAGCAGAGAGACUUGGAAGUGACACAAGGUCAGGACAAACAACAACAUCUGGCCUUUUCAUGUGUGCUAUCUGCCAAGUAGACCUUGCUCCAAGUGAAGGCAUAUCGGUUCAUGCGGGUUCAAUUUUCUCGACCAGCUCAAAGCCAUGGCAAGGCCCCUUCCUUUGUGUUGAUUGCCGAAACAAGAAGGAUGCUAUGGAAGGAAAACGACCAAGCGGCGUGAAAGUGAUAUAGGUCUCUCAUGAUCUCUAAUUUUCUACAUCGACCAUUAUUCUUUGAUUAUAUUCUUCGCACCAAUUUCCCGGGCUGCACAAUUAUUUGGUUCUUGGGGAUCAUAAUCCACCUCUUGUGUUUAUAUCUGCAAAGAACGUGACAACGAUGUUUAUGGGUACUGCAAUUGGCAAGUUGUUUUCUUGUGACAAUCAUUUACAUUUGCUAACAAAUUACUAAUAUACUAGUUGUGUCUUAGCAAUGUGGAAAGAGUUGUAAUUAUUGUAUUCCCUAGUGCAGUUAUUAUUUGAUGUGUUCUAGAUUUCAUCAUCAAUAGCUUUUGUAAGAUUGUGAAAGUAAAUGCGUGCGAGUGACAUGUUGGGA